AUGCCCAUCUCAGCCCUCGACUCCCUCCUCUUCAAAAACCUCUUCGGCACCUCCUCCAUCCGCUCCAUCUUCGACGACAAAUCCUACAUAAACUACUGCGUCCAAGUCGAAGCCGCCUUAGCUCGCGCUCAAGCACAGCACCAUGUUAUCCCAGCUUCCGCGGCAGAACACAUCACACAAACAUGUCAGACCAUUGAACUAGACUACGACCGCCUGUCCACCGAGACAGAAGUGGUGGGCUACCCCAUCCUCCCCCUCGUCCGUCAACUAGCCGCCCAAUGCGGAGAGGGCGGCGAUGAAGCGGGACGAUAUGUCCACUGGGGCGCUACAACGCAGGAUAUCCAAGAUACCGCUUCCGUACUCCAAAUGAAGGCCGGACUGGAUCUCGUGGAGACUCACCUCACUGCUCUGUGCAAAUCUUUGAGCAAAUUGGCGGGGAAGUAUCGAGACACGCCGAUGGCGGGUAGGACUCACCUUCAGCAUGCCCUGCCCGUGACGUGGGGGUACAAAUGCGCUGUCUACCUCUCCUCUUUUCAGCGACAUUUUGAGAGGUUGAGGGAGUUGAGGCCGCGGUGUUUGAUGGUGCAAUUUGGAGGUGCGGCGGGUACGUUGGCUAGUCUGGGUGAAGGAGCAGAGGGAAAGGGAAUGGCUGUGAGAAAGAGCUUAGCGGAGGAGUUGGGAUUGGGAGAUCCGGAUAUCACGUGGCACACCGCGCGGGAUGGGGUGGCGGAGAUUCUGAAUUUUCUGGCGUUGGUGGGUGGAAGUCUGGGGAAAGUCGCGAUGGAUGUUAUGGUUAUGAGUUCGAAUGAGUUUGGAGAGGUGAGUGAGCCGUUUGUGCUGCAUCGAGGCGCGAGUUCUACAAUGCCGCAGAAGAGGAACCCUAUUUCCAGUGAAGUCGUGCUCGCCGCGUCGAAGAUUUUGCGGGCGAAUGCUGGUCUUGGUCUCGAUGCGAUGGUUACGGACUUUGAACGCGCGAGUGGGUCGUGGCAUUUAGAAUGGGUUGCUGUGCCGGAGAGUUUUGUUGUUGCGGUGGGUGCGCUGAGCCAGAUGGAGUUUGCGAUGAGUGGGUUGGUGGUUGAUACGAAGGCCAUGGGGAAGAAUCUGGCGAGUACACGAGGGUUGAUCGUGGCGGAGAGGGUGAUGAUGGAAUUGGCGGGAGGGAUAGGCAGGCAGAAGGCGCAUGAUGUGGUGUAUGAGGCUUGUAGGGAGACGAUUGAGAGUGAAGAAGAGGAGGGGAGGACGUUGUGUGAGACGCUUUGUGGGAAGAAGGAGGUGAUGGAGGUGUUGAAGAGGGAGAGGGUGGAGGAGUUGUGUGAGCCGGGGAAUUAUCUGGGGCAGUCGAGGGAGAUGGCUGAUGUUGUGUUGAAGAUGGGUGAGAAGAAGGGGAUUGCGUAG
This is a messenger RNA of Zymoseptoria tritici IPO323, 1395 nucleotides long. It is a transcript of the gene CMLE1, whose product is annotated as beta carboxy-cis-cis-muconate lactonizing enzyme, cyloisomerase, CLME1. Gene Ontology annotation, molecular function: catalytic activity. The record is from RefSeq and is a predicted model, not a curated record. The transcript has a single exon. The coding region runs from base 1 to 1395 and encodes 464 amino acids. Lineage: Eukaryota; Fungi; Ascomycota; Dothideomycetes; Mycosphaerellales; Mycosphaerellaceae.